Molecule: messenger RNA, 1518 nt
Organism: Ixodes scapularis (black-legged tick)
Lineage: Eukaryota; Metazoa; Arthropoda; Arachnida; Ixodida; Ixodidae
Exons: 2
Coding region: 1-1518 (505 amino acids)
Source: RefSeq, a predicted model, not a curated record
AUGGCUCGUAUUUCAUUCCAUAGAUUCCCAAAGAACACUGAGAACUACAAAAGAUGGAUAGCCGCCAUAAAACGAGAUGAAGGGAGGCAAUUUCAAGUUUCAUCAGCUACGAAGGUAUGCUCGAGGCAUUUCCUCCCUGAAGACUUUCUCCCGAACGUGGCAAGUGGAUUGAAGCUACUUCGCGACAAUGCUGUACCAUCUCUGUUCAGCUUCAAGAAGCCAAAACAGCGGCGCCGUGCUCCUCGGGCAAGAGCACCACCACCCGUUCCUUCGCAACCAAACACUCCUACGGAACACCUCCCCGUAGGAGGUAGCCAGAGUGACGAUUCAGAGUCACCAGUCCUCCAAGACCUAUCGCCGUCAACUUCAGCUCAGACAGAAUGUGCAUGCACAUGCAACCUUGCAGCAAAAGUUGCCGGCCUUGAAGAAGAACUUGUGAAGCACAAAGAAGAGAUAAGAAAACAACAAAUAGAAAUCAAUGCGAGCAGAGCUCUACUGAAAGAGAGAAGCGAUCAAGUCCACAAGCUUCGUUCGGACUUGGAACACGUCUCCAUCAAGCACAGGAAGCUGCAGGAAGAAAGCCGUGGCUUUGGCAUUCAAAAGUUCCAGUCAAGUAAUGUCGAUGUCCAAUUCUACACGGGACUCCCAUCAUACGCCCACUUCCAAGAGCUUUUGAAAUUUGUUGAACCUGGGAAUAAAGGGGAAAACAUCAUCUACUGGAAGAGUACUGCGACAUCAGAAGACGAAAGGAGGGGACGACCUCAGAAACUUUCAAUUGAAGAUCAGCUGUUUCUUGUCCUUGUAAAGCUGAGGGUAGGACUUUUCCAUAAGCACCUGGGUCAUCUGUUCAAUGUUUCAGAGACCACAGUAUCCAGAGUGUUCCUUACUUGGAUGAGUUUUCUCUACCUGCGUCUGACUGAACUGCCACUGUGGCUCCCAAGGGACGUCGUGGACACCCUCAUGCCAGCCACGUUCAAAGACAAAUAUCGCUCUACGCGAGUGAUCAUUGAUGCUACUGAGCUGCGGUGCGAGGUAUCUAGCUCACUAGUUACGCAGUCUGGAACAUACUCUUACUACAAGUCGGCAAAUACCUUUAAGGGCCUCGUGGGAAUAUCGCCAAAUGGACAACUGACAUUUGUCUCGGAACUAUUUAUGGGCUCAGUAUCGGACCGUGAAGCGGUCGUCAAGAGUGGAUUCUUGGAAAGGCCAUUUGAGUUCGGAGAUGCUGUGAUGGCCGACAAAGGCUUUAAGAUUCAAGAUCUCCUAGAAAAGAAGGGAGUUCUCUUGAACAUUCCUCCCUUCCUAACAAAGGGUCAGUUUCCAACUGCAGACGUCCAGGAAACGAAGGACAUUGCGUCUCUUCGAAUCCAUGUGGAACGAAGGAUCCAAAGGAUUAAGACAUUCCACAUUCUGGACCGCCCGAUAGCCAUCUCCCUGGCCCCUAUUGCCAAUCAGAUAUGGACGGUCUGCGCCAUUCUAUCAAACAUGCAGUCGCCUCUGAUGAGGUACUCCGAGUAA